Messenger RNA from Adineta steineri, 1950 nucleotides. Lineage: Eukaryota; Metazoa; Rotifera; Eurotatoria; Adinetida; Adinetidae. The record is from the annotation of a GenBank genome assembly.
AUGUUUCGUAACCUAAUACUACUGCUAAAUGUAUGUUUGCUUUUUAAAAUAUUUUCUUGUCAAGAAAUUGAUUUAAAUAUUUGUCCAAAUGGUCUUACAAAUUUUCCACCAGAUCCACAAUGGCCUAUUAAUAUACCGAAUCGUUUUGAAAUUAUUACUGAAUUAACAACUGAUGUUGAAACAAUUGAAAUAACUCAAUUGUUCUUAGGUCAUAAUAAAGAUGUCAUUUAUUUUCAUAAUUAUGAAGCAAAUUUAAGUACAUAUUAUGAUUUUGAAAUUAAUGAAAUGUUAACUAUAAAUGAUAAAUUAAAAUGUGAUCGUACAGAAAUUAAACCAAAUGAAUAUUUACCAUUUGCUACAAGUCAAAUUGUAAAACCUUCGAUUUUAUUAGGUUUUAAUGGACGAAAUAAAUAUAAUGAUGCAUUUUUUACACGAUAUAUUGGUAAAGAAACUAUUCGAGAUGGUAUUUUAACUCAAAAAUUUCAAGCAUGUUUUUAUAUUGAUCAAGAAAAUAUAACUAUUAAUGCAACUUAUUAUAUAAGUGAAUCUUCACCUGAUCAAAUUACUCCAGAUAUUAGACCAGAUAUUGUUCAAAUAGAUGUUCGUUCAAAUGAUUAUCCAUAUACAUAUAAUAUUAUUCGUUACGUAUCAAAUCCUUCACUGACGAUUAAAACACCAUCAGGUGCGUAUUGUCCAAAUCGAACAAUUACAAAAGAAUUUCCACAAAAUAUACCAUCUCGUUUAUCUAUACAUGCUGACGCCUAUACACUUAAAGAUAAUGAUCACCCAUCAAGAAUUGAAUCGUAUAAUCGUCUUAUUGAUGAACCAUCUGAAUUUGAACGACUUGAUUAUACUAUGAAUAAAAUAGAUACAAUGUCUCCACCAAGUACAUUACUUGUUGAUUAUUCAACAAAAUUACAAUAUAUGUAUACACGUCAAACUCAACAAUGUACAGUUACGAAUAUAACGACUCUAUCAAUGCAUAAUACAAAUGAAUUAUUAUUUCAAUUUGGUCAUGUAAAUGAUUCGAUUCGAUUUCAAUAUACUGGAUUAACAGGAUGUGGACGAGAACAUAUUCAAUGUCAUAGAUGGAUUGGCCAAUAUGAUUCGGAUGGAUUUGUUCAACAAUAUGAAUGGUUUUGGAGUGCAACAUUUAAUGAAAUUGAUUUACAAGAAUUAAUUCCUAUUAAAGCUUACAUAUCGACAACUGUGAAAUCAGAACCACGUAAAACGGUAAAUCAAGAAAUUAAUAUAUUUAAUUAUAAUUCUCGACCAAAUUCAAUGCAAAUGAUUGAUUCAACUCUAGGUGAAUGUUAUCGAUCAUUAGGUCCAAGUCAAGGUUUUAAUUAUGCUAUACUUCGUAUGACACUUAAUAAUGAUGAGAAAUAUCCAGUACAUAAACAAUUAUUAUCACUUGAACGUCAUUUACAUAUUCAAUUAGCAAAUGAUCUUAAAAUUCGUCAUAUUCGUUUAUCAUCAUUUGUUAUUGAUAUAACACGUGACACAACUGAUCAUCAAGAUAAAGAUAUUUAUGUUACAUUUACUCUUCUUGAAAAUCCACCUGGAGUAUCAAAUUCUUUGAAAGAACCAUCAUUAAUAGAAUUAAUUCGACAGUUAGCUAAACAAAUAAAUGAUGGACAUUUUCAUAUUCGAGAAGAUGAUGGACCUUAUGACUUAUAUGCUCGACCAAAUAGUCUUCAAACAUUAGUACUUUAUCUAUCACCAUCAGAAACUAAUAUAGAUUAUUCUAAUGGAACAAUAUUUGUUUAUCAUAAUAUUACACAAAUUGUGUAUAAACAACGUCAAAAAAUAGUUCUGAAACGUACAGGACCAUUAAUAGCUGCAUUAUGGACUGGAUUUGUUUUAUUAGGUAUGAUUGUUACAAUAGCUAUAGGUUCUUUUGUCGCAAUAAGAAAAUGGACACCAACUAUUAAUCAUGAAAGUACAUGA